UCAAAUAUGAAAGCGUCAUCUCCCGCGCGCAUGAGCUCACGCCUGUGGAAGUGCGAUGUGAUCUGACCCGAUGUGGCCUCGCCACGACCCGUAAACGCUCAUCACGUAUAGUAAUUCUUGGAUAAGUACGCCGGCGCAAUCGCAUGCUCCCCUUCAGCGGCAUCAGUUCACGCGAAUAGCAGUCAAGAUGGUCACCAGGCCCCGCCCCCAUUAGCGAUGGCCUCCCCGGGGCCUCCGGCGCCCCUCCUGUGCGUCCUGCUGUGGGUGUUGCUGGCACCCCAACGUUCUGAAAUGUGUCUGGCGUACGUGACGCACGACAGCUUCUUCUACUACUCGUGCAGCCAGGAGCCGCAAGCGUGCAGCGCGGCGUCGCUGGCGGCCUGCCGCUGCAGGACCAUCCCGCUGUCAACCCUGCAGCCCCCUUCGGCGACGCCGUACCCCUCGCCCAUGUUCCGCAUGCGGCGCCUGACCGUGUGGUACACGUCGCCCUGGAACACCGCCCGCCUGCUCAACAACUCAGAGGUGCACCACCUCACCCUGAUGGACUGCGGCGGUGAACUCGGGGAGGCUGGCGCCCCUUUUCUGGAGGGACACUUCACGGUGCAGCAGCUGGAGCAACUGAGUGUUAUAGACUUCCCGCAAAUGACACAAACCAAGACGGAGUCCGAGAGCGACAACGACCUCCAUUUUGACGCCGACAGGUGGAGACUGCGGCCUCCGUCCCAAGUGCAGAACAUCUUCCUGGGCCGGGAGUUGGGGGCGGCGUUCCACGAGCAGGCCCGGCUUGGCGUUAUUCACGGUUCGGUGUUGCGGGGCGGCGCGGAGGCCGUUAAGGUGUACACGGUGCAGACGCAAAUCGAUAGCGACGGCACGUUGCCGUUCCCCGACCUGCGGCUGCCCAAACUUCCGGUAACUUCCGUCAUCUACGUCAGCUUCGUGUACAGGAGGGAGCAGCACGAGGACUGAACUCAAAUAAUGCAAAUACCACAUCAUAACUGUAACAUAACGACAUAAUAAACAGUCGUGAAGCAACACCGAAGAAUCCUUCUCGUUAUGGAGUCCAAGCAAGAAUUUCUAUUUUUGAAGGCCCUCUCGCCACCGGUGUGGUAGCAAACAGAUGAGCAUUAAUUCAUAAUAAAUAAUUCAGGAAUAAAUAUAGCCCCAAUUGCUGCAAAAUAGCAGACAGUCCGAUAUCUCGAAUAGGUACAAGUUCACAAUUUUCAAGAUGUCUUGAAAGACUAAGGAUAUUCUUUCAAGAACCGAGCAAGAACCCAAUUAAUUUUGAAAUGUAUAAAUACGUCACAUUGCUAGCAAUACCAAUAGCAUAGCCAGUAUAGCUAGCAAAAGAAAAAAAUAUGUACGCUCAUGUAUGUAUGUUUAUGUAAUGUACAUUUAUUUUUAUUUAUGUACUGUAUUUAUGUAAUUUUUUCCGUUAUUUACUUGAUCAUUCAAAUUGAUCCAAUUAAAUAAUCGAUUACUCAAUUAAAAAAUAAACUGCACAGCUAAAAAAAAAAAAAUCACAUGCAUUUAAAGAAAUUUUAAUUUUGCUAAAUUCUGUAAAUGGUUAUCUUAUAUGAAAUUAAUUCUGAACUAAUAUUCAAAUGUUAGUACUUAAACGACCGCCAAAACCUACGUUUCGUUGACAACGAGAACCGUGAGUACUUCGUAGGAAGUUGGCCAAGUACAAACGUCAACUGAAACUUGCUUAUAGGCCCAGACCACCUUAGCUUAGCUGACUAACAACGAGAUGCGUUUGUGAUCAAACCUCGCUGUUGAAGAAACAUCGAACGUGAGUAACUUCAUAACUUGUACGACGAGGGGUGUGAGGACUUAUAAGAAAUUUAACAAGUCUUAUCUUAGUACAUCUUAGGACCCAAAUUGGUGCCGCAUCGUUCGCGUUGAAGCUGCUCGGCCUGAGUUAGCCUAGCGCGCUAACAACAUUCCCUACGUAGAGUAUUUCAACGAGGACCAAACAUCGAACGUGGACUCAACCGUCAACUACUAGAAUGAGGGCCAUUGUGGUUUGAAUCCCUCCCCUCCGCAUAUCCUUUAAAUCGCCAUAUCCUUUAUAUUUUCACACAGGUAGUUUGUGAUUUGUGCACCGUAUCUGCUGACUGUGUUUAUUUGGUUGUUUUUAUCUGACUUUAACAUUAACAUAGAUCAGGUAGUAUGUGAAUUAUGAAUCUUAUGUGCUGACUUUGUUUAUUUGAUGGCUUGUUUUGACAAUCUGCAUCCCGAAAGGAGGCCACAAUUCCUGUGCGUCCUGUAGGCCGGUCCCAAGCCCAGAUAAAUGCAGAGAGUUGCGGCAGGAAGGGCAUUCUGCUUAAAACUGUGCCAAACAUAUUUGAGCGUUCAUCAAAAUUGAAUGAAAUUAAUUCCCAAAAGUAUAAAAUAUUUUUAUUGUAUCAAUUCAAUGUUUUACAUUCUAUUUGCCUUGAAAAAAAAUUAUUUAUUGUGCAAACAUUUUUUGCUCCCUCCCCGAAUUUGACGCCCGAUGCAACGUGUCAGAGACCUCAGAGCACCAGCAGGGGGCAGCAAAUCCACGUAAGCCUCAAGCAGGCCUUUACACACAAGGGCAGCAUGGUGGGCCUCGUGUGUUUCACAGUGCUGAGGUUGAGGGUUUGAAUCUCGGCCCUUGCUGUGUGGAGCUUGUAUACCGUUCAUACGCGGUGUUUUUUCAGGUUUGCUGGUUUUUCUCCCAAUUUCCCUAAGUAAGCAAGAUGGGUUCAUCGAGGACAAAACCGGACUGUGAAUUGGCAGUUUACGUAUGUGCCCCCGCUAGUAGCGACCAAUCCAGGGUGCUCGAUCCAAAUCAGCCGGGAAACGCUGUGACGCGCUGCGUGCAAUUGCACGCACCUGCUGCCCGAGACCCGCGCGUUAUUAGCAUGACAAGCGCGCUAAACGCGCCGGCUGAUGCCGCCUGUUGAUCUCGCACCUGACAGGUUGAACCGGGCCGCAUUUGCGUAAGCGUUCAUACGCCAUACAAUUGCGAGUCGACUUUAUGAACGCUCAUUAUGGCCCCAGAUGUAAAUCGGCGCAGAUUUGCCCGUCUCCCGGCCACUAAAAUGUGUUUAUCAUCAGACGUUAUUGUUCGCCGGCCUCCUUGCGGGCGACGCGGCCAUGUUGGUCUGUUGAAAAGGGCAAAUCAGCCAUAAUUCAGUUUAUAAACGUCGGCGGGCGAGGAAGGGGGGGGCGGUCGAGGAGAGAAAUGCCUGCAUGAAUAUUCACGAGGGCCUCAAACUGCCGCGGCCGGUGAUUCAUUAGGCAUAUGUAAAUAUCACUCACUUUAAUUGCCCCUAAACCGACUCAACAUAAUGUUACCAUUAGCAAAUUAUUACUUAUUUGUGAUCCUAAACACUGUGCAGAGAUCAAGCCAUUGCAAUUGCAAUGAUUUUGAUUCACUGACAACCUCUGUUAAUCGUGUGUGUGUGUGUGUGUGUGUGUGUGUGUGUGUGUGUGUGUGUACGUCCCACCUUUAAUGUGCGCUCCAUUUGUCUCCAUGGGGACAUUUUGGCGAGUUAAAAUCCUAGCAUAGAAUGUUAGCAUGAGCGCAGAUUCCUCAUUCGACAUUUUGUGUGAACGUGCUUGUCUCUCUGUACAUGCGGGCACAACCGGGAACAACUCACCCUUACUGCUGAGACAUUUCAGAUUUAAGCAUCUUUGUGGGGGACUACUUUGAGUCAUUAAAAAGAGAAAAAAAGGCUAACAUGAGCUAAUUUGACAUGUUUGUAUGUUUGUAUGUCGUCCUCUCUUUCUGUAUUUGUAGGUGAAACCCUAAUCCACCAUUACUGUGCAAACAUUUAUCAAGAAAAACUUUUUUUUUUGUUGUUGUUUUUUUAUUCCCCAAUCGUGUUUCAAUUUAGUAAAUUACAUAAAGGUCAAGUGUCAUGAAAUGCAUGAUUUUUUAGUAUGUUAUUAAUGAAAAAACAGCAGCCAGUAUGGACCCAUCCGUUUUUUCACCACAAAACAUGAUUUUGACGUAGAUGGCUUUUUGUAACUCCCGCCAUGAAAAUGCUCUCGAGGGAUUCGUUUUCGAGAAGAAGAAGGAAGUGACGUACGGGGCAGGAGCGCCCUCCAGCGGACUUAUUUGUUUCUCUUAAUUUUACCUGCGGGAAGCUAGCUCGUUGUUCCUUCCUGUUACCCAAAAUGUCGCCUCAUAGUAUUGCUGGAUAUUGCUCGAAGGAUGGAUUUAUCCUUCAUAAGUUUCCAAGAAGCCCAGUUCGUCAUGAAAAAUGGAUUGCACGGGAGUAAAGGAUGAGAGCUUCAUGGGUCCCAAACGACAGAUAGGUGUGUAUACAGGUACUAAAAAAAAAAAAAUAGUUUGGGGCAGACCACGUAAUCUGUUUCUCAUAAUGUAACAAAAGAUCCGCGUACGUACGACAGGGGUGCUCAAUGUGUCAAUUUGCGUGUCGGCUAGCCGGCGAAGGCUGCCGUGUUGGGCUCGCGGACGGCGGCGGCAAUGAACAACGCUGCUGGCAAUGGUGCACUCAGCCAUGUGCGACGACAACACCGUAAAGCGGCCCGGCUCGGCACCGUGAUAAGCCACCUCGGCGCCAAAAAUGAGCCACACCGUCCGACAAGGUUGCCGGGUGGGAAGGCCGAGCCAGCCGCUGGCCUUGUCGGGCGGGGUGGCUCGUCACGGCCGCAAAAGUGGAUCGGACAGGGAGGAGGUUUGGCCGUGAUCCACAUAUAAUCUAAAUAUGGCUCGAAACUAACUUCACCCGGUUGUGAGAUGUUCUCUUCUUCGAAAAGAGCUCCCGUGUCAGAAGGGGCGUGUUCCUCUCCGACAGUAGGGGUCACAGCGUGCUUUCGGUGGUGAAUGUCCUAGUGUGACAUCACGGGCAGGAGAUGCAGCCAAUAUGGCGACCACUUGGAUGUCAAAUGACACUUCCGCAAAUUUCCGCAUGGAUGACACAUUCUCCGCUCAUAUUUAUUUUUUCGUAUAGACAUUGAAGUGAAUAAUGUUAUAUGUAUUUUUCAUUACAAUAUCUAUUUUAUAAUGUGGAUGACACUUGACCUUUAAAUGACAUUUUGGCUGGUUAAAAUACUAGCAUGUUAGCAUGAUCUCACUUUCCCAACUAACUGUUUAUUUUCUUGUCCUGUCUCGUCUUGUUUUUUUGGCUACGCGGGCUCAACCGCUGACGCCACUUUAGCCAAAUUGGAGAUUUUAAAUAUUCAUUUAAAAUACUAGCAUAAAAACAUGCAUGCCUGCAUGCAUACUUGCUUGUCUUUCUGCUUUUGGGAACAAAAUCCCUGACAUCAGGCUGGCCAACAAGAUAAAAAAAUGCACACAUGAGCUCGGACAAUUAAUUUGCAUGACACAUGGUGGACUUAAGUAUGAAUUCACAGGUGACAAACACACAUUGCAUAUAAACUGCUUCUGUCACCGGAAAAUGAUGUUGGCUGUCAUUAAUCUCCCCCCCCCCCCCCCCCCCCUCGGAAGGAAAUUGUCGUCUUUUCGCCUCAAAUUCGCCCGACUUUAAUUGACGUUACACUAAGUGUCUGAAAAACUCAUUAGGAAACAAAACAAAUCACCAACAAAUGACGGGCGAGUAAAUUAGCAUCAUUACGCUCCGCUACAACAGCUUGCGUCAGGAUAAACCAUCAAAAAUUUAAACAUUUCUGAAGGAGCGGGAUUUUUAGUCAUAAUCUCCGCUCCAGCUGUCUGAGUAUCAAUUAUUCAAAAAGUGUGGCACAAUCAAAUUUAACUGGACUUGCCUCUCCGCUGUAAACUCUGCCAAAUUAAAUGACUUCCAAAUAGUAUAUAAGCACUUUUUAUGGCGCGGUCGUCGGGCGCUGAUUUAAUAUACACUAUGUUUCGAAUUAAAGCCGCCCUGAAAUAUAGUCUACGUUUAAACUAAAAUCACACAAACAAGGAGGAUAAAUUUUACAAGAAAAUAAAAAAAAGGCAUCAUUGUAUUAUACUGCAAGUGAGCUCUAAAGACCAAACAAAUGUUAGUGCUGUGUAAACACACGAGGAGAAAUAUACAAACUUCAUGUAUACAAAAGCUAUAAAAAAAUAUCAUGGUACAAAUUGUUUGCGUUUUUUUUUUUUGUUUGUUUUGUUGUUUUUUUAAGCACCAAACUAAUCCUAUUGUUUUUUUUUCAAAUGUGCACUUUGCGUGUUUGUUUUUAGGAGCCCUGUGAUUAUACAUUAGUUAUUUUAUUUUUUAAUCCCUUUUCAUAUAUUCAUAUAUUCAGUAGGCUGCUACUAAAUGAAUGCAGUAAAAUGCAAUAAAUACAAAUACAGUAAAUGAAUACUGUAACUGGAAAAAAUGUAUUGAAGAAAUGAGUGGAAAUAAAUGGUAAACUGCGUACGCAACGAAUAUUAAUGUUUUUUUUUAUUACAAAACAAAUUCAAAUAAAUAAUGCAAAUGAAAAAUACAAAACAAAAAACACAAAAGAAAUUCAUGUAAAAGUAACAUAA
This is a messenger RNA of Syngnathoides biaculeatus (alligator pipefish), 6427 nucleotides long. RefSeq lists its product as uncharacterized. The transcript is spliced from 2 exons. The record is from RefSeq and is a predicted model, not a curated record. Lineage: Eukaryota; Metazoa; Chordata; Actinopteri; Syngnathiformes; Syngnathidae. Bases 217 to 966 code for a protein of 249 amino acids.